AUAUUAUAUAAUAUAGAACCAACAUCUGGUUUGGAUAGUACAUCAGCUGUAGCAUUGGUUGAAGUUCUUCGUGAAUUAGCAAUGGCAGGUAAAACAGUUAUCACAUCUAUCCAUCAGCCAUCAUCACAAAUAUUUCAAUCAUUUGAUCAACUUAUAUUAUUAGCUGAUGGAAAAACUAUUUUUAUGGGUAAACCAUCAAAUGCUCUUGCUUACUUUGGAACUAUGGGUCAUCAAUCACCUGCACAAUAUAAUCCAGCAGAUUAUGUGAUGGAUCUUGUCAAUCAAGAUAUGAAGAUUCGUGAAGAACUAAAAGAAGCAUAUCUUCAGAAUCGGACGAUUGAAGGUCAACCACGACCAUCAAACAUUGGAACUCAAUAUUUAGUAGCUGAACCAUCUGGAAAAGAAUCAGAUUUGACAAAUCCAGAUAAUGUAAAUUUGAUUCCAGAUAAACAUGAAGGAAAAUGGCCAAUAGGAUUUCUUGCACAAAUGUUAAUUCUUUUCUCACGUAGUUUUCGAUUAACUGGAAAAGCUCAAUUCACAAUUCUUAAUUUUGCACAAGCACUAAGUCUUGCUGUCGUCUGUGGUCUAUGUUGGUUACAAAUGGAUUAUAAUGAAAGUACAAUACCUGAUCGAUCAUCAUUCAUGUUUUUUCUGAUGACUUUCUGGCCUUUACAAACAUUAAUGAUGGGUUUAUUAUCGUUUCCAUUUGAACGUGGUGUUAUCGAGAAAGAACGAGCUAGUGGAUCAUUUCGUUUAUCAGCUUAUUUUGUUGCCAAAUCACUUUCUGAAGCACCAUUAAAACUAGUUUUACCAACAUUAUUUUUAAUAAUUGCUUAUUGGAUGGCCAGAGUUAAUAAUAGUUUUCCAAUCUUUCUUGCCAUUUUAGUAUUUCAGCUCUUAUCAAUUCUUGUGGCUGAAUCACUUGGUCUUUUAUUAGGUGCUGCAUUUAAAAAUCUUCAUCAUGCAAUCACAGUGGCGACAGUAACACUUAUGACUUUCAUGUUAGUUGGAGGAUUUUUUGUCCGUAGUCUUCCACAUUGGUUAGGUGUAUGGGGCAAAUGGUUAUCAUUUUUCAAAUAUUCUUAUAAUGCAUGUCUUCAAUUGGAAUUUAAAGGUGGACAAAUAUAUAAAUGUGUCGAUGGAUCUUAUGUAGCUUCUUGUAUAAAUAAUCCAAAUGGAACAUUUGUUAGUCAUGAAGCAUUACAAUAUUUCGAUUAUGGCAUUGGUAUCGGUUGGAAUUUUUUAGUUCUUUUUGGCAUGUUUGUAGUGUUUCGUACAGCUGCAUA
Adineta steineri is the source of this 1286-nucleotide messenger RNA. NCBI's taxonomy places the organism in Eukaryota, Metazoa, Rotifera, Eurotatoria, Adinetida, Adinetidae. The record is from the annotation of a GenBank genome assembly.